Messenger RNA from Racocetra persica, 153 nucleotides. The record is from the annotation of a GenBank genome assembly. Lineage: Eukaryota; Fungi; Glomeromycota; Glomeromycetes; Diversisporales; Gigasporaceae.
AAAAAAUUUAAUCCUGAUCGAUUUCUCAGUGAAGAAUAUGGAGGCACUGGUGAAUUUAAAAGGAUACGUAAGAAUGGAUAUGUACCUUUUGGUGGAGGUUUAAGAGUUUGUCCAGGAAGAAAUAUUGCAUUAAUAGAGCUGAAAUUGCUCACG